Molecule: messenger RNA, 1470 nt
Organism: Aspergillus ibericus CBS 121593
Lineage: Eukaryota; Fungi; Ascomycota; Eurotiomycetes; Eurotiales; Aspergillaceae
Product: allantoate permease
Exons: 5
Coding region: 1-1470 (489 amino acids)
Biological process (GO): transmembrane transport
Cellular component (GO): membrane
Molecular function (GO): transmembrane transporter activity
Source: RefSeq, a predicted model, not a curated record
AUGGAGCAUACGCAAAAAGACGACUUCAAGGCAGCCGCCAUCGCCGAAGAAGCUGGCGUCGUAGUCGGAGACUCCUUCCCCAUCGAUGCAGCGGCCGAGCGAUCGGUCGUGCGCAAGCUGGAUUUCCGACUGCUGCCGGCCCUCUCGCUCAUGUACUUCUUCAACUCCCUGGACCGCUCCAACCUGGGCAAUGCCAAAACCGACGGCCUCGAGGAUGAUCUUCACCUGAUCGGCAGCCAGUACAAUGUAAUCCUGGCCGUGUUCAACGUCACCUUCUGUCUGUUUGACCUCCCGUCCAACCUGCUACUGAAACGCUUCAGCGGCAAGGUGAUGCUGCCGUCGAUGAUGCUGGGAUGGGGCGCCAUCACAUUGCUGCAAUGCGCGGUGUAUAAUUUUGCGGGCUUGCUGGUCUGCCGCUUGAUCAUGGGUAUCUUUGAAGCGGGAUUCUUUGCCGGCGUCAUCUUCUACCUCACGCAGUUCUACAAACGCAACGAGAUUGCUUUCCGACUGAGCAUCUUCUACGGCAUGGUCACCAUCGCGGGUGCCUUUUCCGGCCUGAUCUCCUUUGGCGUCUUUCAGAUCAAGCACCACCUUCCUGGCUGGAAAUACCUCUUCCUCAUCGAAGGAAGCGCUACCAUCGUCAUCGCCUCAUUUUCGCUGUGGUGGCUGCCUGAGAGCGGCGCCAAAUGCCACUGGUUCAACGAGGCGGAAUCUCGCGCGGCCCAGAUGCGCCUGCUCCAGGACGGAUCGGUGCGAACAGGCGAGAAGCUCUCCAUCACCGAGGCCCUGGCAGCGCUGCGCGACUGGCGUGUGCUCGCCUGGGCGGUCAGCUGCUUCUGCUACGGCGUUGCCCAGAGUUCCGUCAGCAACUUCCUGCCCCAGAUGGUGGCUCUACUGGGGUAUUCCACCGUCAAGACCAACCUCUACACGGUGGCGCCGUACUGUGUCGGCACCGUCGUCCUGUGGAUCCUGUGCAAGUCGUCCGACCACUUCCGCGAGCGCUCGUUUCAUCUGGCGGGCUCCUUGAUGAUCACCUUCGUGGGAUACAUCAUCCUGAUUGCGGUGGACGCGUCCGAGCACCAGGGCGUGGCGUAUUUCGCGUGUUUCCUCCUGGCAUCCGGAGCCUUCGUGCCCAGUUCGGUGUUCCAUAGCUGGCAUACCAACAAUGUCACCGACGAGUCGCAGCGCGCCGCCACCGUAGGAUUCCUGGUGGGCGCGGCCAACUGCGCCGGCAUCCCGGCCAGCCUGGCAUUCCAGGCGAACACAGCGCCGCGAUACAAACCCGCGCUGAUUGUCAAUUGUGCCUUCCUGCUGUUCGGGGUGCUGGUGAUCCUGGCCAUGGGGGCGUACUUCCGCUAUGACAACCGACGUCGCGAUCGGGAGCAGGGGGUGAAGCUCACUGCGGCGGAUGUGUCGACCAAGUCGCUGGUGGGCGGCUGGAAGGAUCCCAACUGGCGGUGGACAGCCUGA